UGUCAUCGAGUGGAGACUAAACGGAAACAAGUUUAAAUAUUUUACCUAUAUUUUUUUAAUAGAAAAACAGAAACAGAGAAAAUGGCAAUUUCGUAUAUAAAAGAAAGAAGGGCAGCAAAUGCUCCAACAAACUCCACCAUUUUAUUCACAGAUUAUUUUACUCCACCACUUCAACUGACAAAAACUUGUGGUCUCUGUUCACUCAACCUCCGGAUUUAAGCCCUUUCGCCGCCGUCUCUUUCUCCGAGAACCUCCCUCUUCCUCCACCGCCUAUUCUCCUUCAUCUCCCAUGGCGGCCGGCCUCUCCGCCGCCGUAGCGCCCAAACCAUCCCAUCUCUUCCUCACUACUUCCCACCUCUCCCUUAAACCUCGAGCUCCAUUUCUGCUCCCCCCUGCAGUCUUCCGGAACAGUAAAAUCCAAUGGAAGGUUCGGAGAAAAUCGCUGUUCACCGUCUGCGUGCUCGUCGAGGAUCAAAAUAGUUCCGGCGAGAUGGAGAAUCUCGCCGAUGAAGGAUCACCGAUGAUUGUGGUCCCUCAGAUCCCGUCUCCUCGUGUUGCCGAAAAAUUGGCUCGGAAGAGAUCGGAGCGCUUUACUUAUCUUGUUGCUGCGGUUAUGUCUAGUUUUGGAAUUACCUCCAUGGCCGUCAUGGCGGUUUAUUACCGAUUUUACUGGCAAAUGGAGGGCGGAGAGAUUUCUUUCUCUGAGAUGUUUGGUACAUUUUCUCUCUCCGUUGGCGCUGCUGUCGGCAUGGAGUUUUGGGCGAGAUGGGCUCAUAGGGCUCUCUGGCACGCUUCCUUGUGGCAUAUGCACGAGUCGCACCAUAAACCAAGAGAAGGACCGUUCGAGCUGAACGAUGUUUUCGCCAUUACCAACGCCUUGCCCGCCAUAGCUCUCCUCUCUUAUGGCUUCUUCCACAAAGGCCUCGUCCCCGGCCUCUGCUUCGGCGCUGGCCUCGGAAUUACGGUCUUCGGCAUGGCCUACAUGUUCGUCCACGACGGUCUCGUUCACAAAAGAUUCCCUGUGGGUCCCAUUGCCAACGUGCCCUAUUUCAGAAGGGUCGCUGCCGCUCACCAGCUUCAUCAUUCGGAUAAGUUCAACGGUGUGCCCUACGGGCUGUUUUUGGGUCCAAAGGAAUUAGAGGAGGUUGGAGGCAUGGAAGAAUUGGAGAAGGAAAUCAGCAGAAGAAUAAAAUCAACGGCCACAAAAUCAAUCAACGGUUCAUGAUCAACCAGUCGUUUAGAGGGUUCCACUAUUGAUUAUAAUGUGAAAAUGAGAAGGAAAGAUAAAAAGGCCCUCCCUGAGCAGUAAUUUUUCCCUGUUUAAUAUUGAGAAGUGAAAUGUUUUCUAGAUUACGGCUUCUUUUUCCUUUUUUUUACUGUAUGAGGUAAAAAGGUAGAAGAAUGAGAGAGUAAAAUUGGUAGAAAGGUUUCGCUUUUACUA
This is a messenger RNA of Momordica charantia (bitter melon), 1441 nucleotides long. RefSeq names its product beta-hydroxylase 1. Gene Ontology annotation, molecular function: beta-carotene 3-hydroxylase activity; iron ion binding. Gene Ontology annotation, cellular component: chloroplast. Lineage: Eukaryota; Viridiplantae; Streptophyta; Magnoliopsida; Cucurbitales; Cucurbitaceae. Gene Ontology annotation, biological process: xanthophyll biosynthetic process; carotene metabolic process. The record is from RefSeq and is a predicted model, not a curated record.